GGCAGGCGUCUGACAGCGUAACACCGGGAACCAUUGAUCCACUUAUCGGGCUGCAUGUCUCUAGCAUGUACGUUGUCAAUUGCGCUGCACUGUCGUGUAUCGCACGUCAGGUCAGCUCGUCUGGUUGCUGGCGAUAAAGAGACGUAGGAAGGAAAACCAGGCUGACUAUAAAAUCGUUGUCGAGAUAGCAUAGUGCCAAAGUGUAGGAUCAGCAAAGCGCAGCGCAGACCAACAUGAAACGCUUCUGUGCCCUCUCAGUGUUGUGUCUGGCGGUGUUGACCAGUGCUACAGAGAAUGACGUCGAAACGGGAGGCUGGAUGGGCCGGAUUAUUGGUGGCCAGGAUGCGGUAACGGGGCAGUUCCCGUACCAAGUGUCACUGCGCACCUCAUUCGAUUUUCAUUUCUGCGGUGGAGCGAUCAUUGGUGAUCGCUGGAUCCUGACGGCGGCCCACUGCGUCAUCGGUCGUGAACCCAGCGAGAUGGUGGCCGUUCUUGGAUCCCUUUCGAAACAGCGCGGUGGUUCGAACUACGAACUCCAAGACAUCAUUGUGCACCCGAACUAUAAUGGAUGGAAUCAGGACAAUGAUAUCGCCAUUCUGCGGCUGCAAAAAUCGAUCCGAUUCAGCACUACCGUCUUCCCGGUGAAGAUGGCACGCAACUAUGCAUCCGGCAAUAUGGCGGUGCUCGCAUCGGGAUGGGGUCUCACCUCAGUGAGUACAGCGGCCCAGCCCGAUGUGCUGCAGUAUGUUGCCCUGCGUACGAUCGACAACACGGAGUGUGUGCGCCGGUUCACAAGCCUCGAGAACCGUUCGGUUACGCCGACCAAUCUGUGCACCUAUAGUCGUACCAGCCAAGGCACAUGCAUGGGAGACUCCGGUGGCCCACUGGUCAACAAUGGUGAGCUGGUAGGUCUGGUGUCUUGGGGCAUACCCUGUGCCGCUGGCUAUCCCGAUGUCUAUGUUCGCGUCGCUUCAUACCGUGCCUGGGUCACUGCCAUCACUAGUGUACACUAA
Messenger RNA from Anopheles darlingi, 1013 nucleotides. RefSeq names its product chymotrypsin-2-like. NCBI's taxonomy places the organism in Eukaryota, Metazoa, Arthropoda, Insecta, Diptera, Culicidae. The record is from RefSeq and is a predicted model, not a curated record. Gene Ontology annotation, biological process: proteolysis. The transcript is spliced from 2 exons. Bases 234 to 1013 code for a protein of 259 amino acids. Gene Ontology annotation, molecular function: serine-type endopeptidase activity.